GAAAAAAGCAUUUUUGUAUUCAUUUUUGAUCAUUAAAUUCACUUAAAAUCUGACUCGGUUAUUUCAUUAAAAAAUUAAUCUUUUAAUUACACAUCAAAAUAAACUGUGAAUUCCUCUGCUCAGUUUAGCUCAGAAAAAGGUGCGACUCAAACUCAAAGGAAUUUGGAACUUCCAAAAAUCGAAACACGGAUUUAGCGGAGACCUUUAAAGUUGAACACGCAGCUGCAAGGCAUCCAACUGAACAGAAGCUCUGCGCCACCGACACUGAACACCGGCCAACUGUUCGGGUCCAUCGUUGUCCACGGUCAAUAUUAGCGCCAUUGCAACUGCUGGGUGUGGGCGAAUCUGCGCCCCGCCACCGGUAAGGCAGUGCCACAUUGUCAUAUCAUUCGAUGCUAGCCAUCGGUCCCACCGCCAUUCACUGCCAUUCACCAUCAACUAUUCAUUUAGAUAUACACACGCACAUAUAGGUUAUGCCAUGCCUUGCUUCAUAUAUGUAUGCCCGUUUUUUCCGUUCUGGUUUUUAGUUUUUCAAUUUUUCCGCUUAUCAGUUUAGUUCAGUUGCCUUUAAAGCUUGGCUUAGCCAUCAAUUUUGAACAGCUUGUAGCUGGCCUGGGCACUACCUAUGGGCGCACACGUCGCAAGCAUUAACCCAAAUGGCCCACAAGCCCGGGGCAGCUUGUUUGUUGUGCGUGUGCUGCGAGUGUUGGCUCAUAAUGUCAGCUUGAAAAGUUUCAAGUGUUUUGAGCCCAAGGGGCGCAGCCCAUUCAAAUAUAUAACACAAGAGGUCCAACCAAACGAGAAGGCCGUGCAGCGUUUUGACUACAAGUGUUUGACAUACUUGACGGGCAACAAGGCGCCACCCUGCACGGGCCACUGAAAUUCAUUGAUUUUUAUUCAUCAGCGAAGUCCACAAAAGGCGCACAAAGCCCAUGGCUCCAUGAAUGUGGCUGCUUAGCACUUGGUAACCUGUGUCCUCAGUUGUCCUUGGCAACAGCUUGGCCAGUUGCAGUUGGGCUGGCACCUGUUGCCAGUCUGCUCAUAAUCGCUGAUAUCCUUUUCGAUGUAGUUAGUUUUUAUGUUCAUUAUGCACACGAGUGUUUUUUCUUUUAUUCAAAUUCAGCUGUUGCUCUGUUCAGUGAUUAUUUUGUUUCGUUUACCCCGACUUUUACUCCGUCCGUUCGACCAUUCCAAGCUCAAUAAAAAUCACUUAGUUUUCAAUACACAAAUUUUCAUUGCCAUUCCAUGCUCUAUUAACACACGACCAGUUGGCAGUUUGUAAGUGACCAAAACGAAUCGACGCAACGAAAAUAAUUAAAUAAAUUUACUAAUCGUUCUCUCAACAAGAUGACAUAUGAAAUUUGAAAUUGGGGUUCCUUUCUAAGAGUAGCAUCAGCAAUACGAUUAUUGCCAGCUCUUGUAUAUAGAAUUUUUUUACGAUUUUUACCAUCUUUCACUGUGUGAAUUUUCAUUCGAAGUGACCAUCAAGUAUACGUCUAGUAUGACGGUAAUUAAGACUCAGGUCAAUUAGGCACGACUACUUUAUCCGGGCUAAAAUCGGCCAUAUGGCGCCAACCUUAAUUACAGAUUACUGAUUACAGAUCAGAGCAGUAUUUUAUAGCAUUUUAUGUUUACGUAACGCUUUGAACGUUUUGCCUUGAAUAAACAAAUAUACACAUACAUACUUACUGCAUAAGUGUAUGCCCCGAUAUACGAUAAAUGUCUAUGCACUACAACAACAACUCGUUUAUUGAAUGCCUUAAAUUCGAAGCACUUAACUAAUAAGUUGGUCUUAACUUAACAUUGUAUUCUCUAUUUCGUUCGCGUGCCGCACAGGAACCGAAAAGCAGCACCCUGAAUUUCUCAUCGUUUAAAUCAAGCUUCACUUCCAAUGUUAAUUUCCUGAAGAGAAGGUAAAGACCUUAAAAGGAAACGCCCCUUCCUUAGCGGGGAGGGGGCUUCAGUUCAGGACGAGACUAAUUUGAGAUUUCAUAUGUUUGUCUAUUUUCUCUCCCUCCCGCAAAUGGUGCACUUUCUCUCUCUCUCUCUCUCUCUCUCUCUCUCUCUCUCCUUCUAUUUCUUUUGCUCUCUCACCUAACUGCGCUGCACCUUUCACUUGUCUACUUGUUCCACGGUUCGCAUUUGAAACGACUUAACAAAAACCACAACAAACCCGCGCAACAACCACACCACACACCCAACACAAACAUCUAAUCCACAUUCACGCAACACGUGCAGAUUCAGCUCGGGAGACUUGUCUUCCGAGGUCGAUGAUGUUGAUCCCAAUAGCUUGCCGCCAGCUGCGCGUCCUAUACAGGACCAGCCAACCAAGCCGCAUGUUGCCGGCGGUCCGCCGAGCAUGCCGCCACCGCCGGCACCGGGCCAACUUCCGCCGCAGCCUGCCGGCGCAGCUCCGGAGCUAUCGCUAAGCUUCGGCGCUGGCAAGGCACCGGCUUCGGCGGCUCCAGCGCCCCCGCGAGGCGUAAGUGCGCCCACCAGCCCGGCCAAGUCGCGAGAGAGUCUCUUGCAGCGUGUGCAGAGUUUAACAGGCGCAGCACGUGAUCAGGGCGCUUCCAUAUUGGGAGCUGCGGUUCAGAGUGCCACUCAGCGUGCGCCCACCUUUAACAAGGACAGAUACUUCACGCUACUGGUGCUGGAUGAUCAGAACACGGACUGGUCGAAAUACUUCCGCGGCAAACGUUUGCAUGGCGAUUUCGAUAUACGCGUCGAGCAGGCAGAGUUUCGAGACAUUACCGUGGUCUCCAGCGCCGAUACCGGACCGGUUGUUACAAUGGCCGCCUAUCGCAGCGGCACCCGGGUUGCCCGCUCUUUCCGCCCGGAUUUCGUAUUGAUUCGUCAGCCGCCGCGUGACGGCUCCAGCGAUUACCGAUCAACAAUACUGGGCCUCAAAUACGGCGGAGUGCCCAGCAUCAACUCUUUGCAUUCCAUCUACCAGUUUCAGGACAAGCCAUGGGUAUUCUCGCAUCUGUUACAGCUGCAGCGCCGUCUGGGACGCGACGGCUUUCCGUUGAUCGAGCAAACAUUCUUCCCGAAUCCGCGUGAUUUGUUCCAAUUCACCAAGUUCCCCUGCGUACUGAAGGCUGGACAUUGCCAUGGCGGAGUGGCCACGGCCCGUCUGGAGAAUCAGAGCGCGUUGCAAGAUGCCGCCGGACUUGUUAGCGGCGCUGGAAACGAUUCGCAUUGUUAUUGCACCAUCGAGCCCUACAUCGAUGCCAAGUUCAGCGUGCACAUUCAAAAGAUUGGCAACAACUACAAGGCUUUUAUGCGCAAAUCCAUCACUGGAAAUUGGAAGACCAAUCAAGGCUCAGCCAUGCUCGAGCAAAUCACUUUAACCGAGAAGUACAAAACCUGGGUGGAUGAGAUAUCGGAGCUAUUUGGCGGCAUGGAGGUGUGCGGCGUCUCAGUAGUGGUAGGAAAAGAUGGACGCGAGUACAUUAUUAGUGCCUGUGAUAGCACCUUCGCUCUGAUUGGCGACAGCCAGGAGGAAGAUCGCAGGCAGAUAGCCGAUCUGGUGUCAGGACGCAUGCAGAAUGUCUGCCGUCCCAGUAUGGCACAGACUGCACCUGCUAAGUUGCCAUCACGAUCAUCGGUCUCUUCUCGCGGCGAGAGUCCUACUGAUGACCUAGCACCGACACCGCCGCUGCCCGCCGGGCCCAGGCCAGCCCCGAUGGGCGGACCACCGCCAAUUCCGGAACGCACCUCUCCAGCGGUGGGCUCCAUUGGGCGGCUGAGCAGCCGCAGCAGCAUUUCAGAGCUGCCAGAGGAGCCCUCUUCGUCAGUGCCCAGCACAGUGGGUGGCGUGCGCCGCGAUUCGCAAACAUCACAGGCAUCGAGCAUCUCGUCAGUGUCCAGGGUCGGACAGCGUCCUCCGCAAACUCAGACCUCUGUCGUUGAGGAUGCGGAGGACACCAUGAAGAACCUGAGGAAGACUUUUGCGGGGAUCUUUGGUGACAUGUAGGAAAUCGCUAAUAAGAAACGCGGCAGAACGGCGAGCGAGACAAGUAACAGCAGCGGCCUGGGCAGCGUGCCCAGCAGCGCUGGACCCACCAGCAGCGGAGGCAGUGCCUUCAGCGGCUCUUUUCUGGGAAAGCAGUUCUCGUUCGCCUCGGGCGGCAAAUCUAGCGGCACGGAUGUGAUCUCUACACAGCCCAGCCGACCGCUGGAGGAGCCAGCAGCAGCAACAACAGCGGUCAGCUCAGCCGCUAAGCUCGCUGCCAGCGUUUCGGAUAGCGUCAAUACAACUACGGAUAACCCAACAACAACUGGCGGCUACCAGCCAGUUACCAACUUUGAGCCACAGGAACGCGUUAAUCCAUUCGACAAGGAGCCACACAAGUCAGUUAGCAUCGCUAGCAUCGGCGCUGCCUCGAACACAACCUCAUCUUCGUCAUCGAUAUCCUCGUCUUCGAUUUCGUCACGCAUCAAUCGGAAUGGCAACCCCAUCAAGUCACCGCCACCACCAGCUGGGCCGCCACCACCUCCGCCCAAUGUGAGCUCCAAUGCCAACAUCAACACAAACACAAACAGCUCCAGCGUCAGCGCCAGCGCCUAUCGCAGCAGCUUCAGCAGCUCACUCAGCAAGGACAAGACCAGCUACGGCAACUACGACAGCAUCAGUUCCAUUGAGACGAUAACGCGCAUGGACACUAACACCACAAACACAGCUGCCACGGCCACAGGCGCCGGAGAGGCCAGCGGUAUUACAGCGAUUAGCACCGGUGCCGUCGGCGCCGCUGCCAUUACCAGUUCGGCCUCCAACAAUGAUUGGCGCACGGCUAUUGGCAUAAGAUCGGCCAGUGUUUACAGUGCGCCGGCUGCUGUAACCACAGCGGCUUUGCCUGGUGACACCUCCGGCUACGAUUCUAAUUCGUUGGCAUCGCAGGCCGGCUACAACAAUCCCAGCGAUCUGCCCUCGUACACGCGGCCCUCUUACUCCCGCUCCGAGAGCAAUGCAUCGAAGCAAUCCGACUUGGACAUCAUAUUCGGCAACGGCAAGACAACGACCUCUAGCCCAGGCAAUGGCAAAUACACGCGCUCCGGCGGUUCCAUCUCUGACGCGGACAUGAUCUUUGGUGGUCCACCCUCCAACUAUAAAAGCGAUCGUUUUGGCGCUGCCAAGAGCAUGAGCAUGAGCUCGAGCGGCGUUGGAGCCAGCUCCACCUAUAAGAUCUAUGAGGGCAUACAGAAUGCAGCCUUCAGCGACUAUAGCGAUUCGGGCAGCAUAAGCAGCAUAAGCUCAACAAGCAAACGAUGGAACCCCAAGCCUGAGGAGGAGGAUGAAUUAGAUUUAAAAUAAAUCCACACACGCGCGCACACAUACAUACACACAUACACACUCACACACACAUAUACACACAGAUAAAGCAGCGUUCAGAGUAGAAAUCAUACUACACUUAAACUAUAGGAAAACUGUCUUUUUUCUGCCUCCGAAGUUUCCUGGUUUCAUGAGGGAAUGAACAUAAGCAUAGAAAUACAUAAAAAUAUACUCAACUGCAUCAGCAUUAGCAUCAGCAUCACCUAUACACAUUGAGUUACUAUAGUUUUCACUAUCGAUACAAGUUAUUUGAAUAUGCUACAAUUUAUAUGUACCAUUUCCUGUUAUUCUCUAUAUAUAUUUAUUAAUAUAUAUGCAUAUAUAUAUAUAUAUAUAUAUAUAUCUAUUAAAUAUGUAUGCAGUUACUUCUCAGUUGCAAUAUGAAAAAGGAAAGAAAAAGAAGAAGAAAAAGGUAAACAAAAUAAACUAUGAAAAUACACUAUGUAUAAUUAUAACCACCAAAAUAACAAUAAUAAUGCAAGUAAAGCCCAUAAGAAUGUGAAACUUCGAUGAUGACUUGACUGGUUUUGCAGCAUGAGCUGGAGGAUAUACACUCGAGAAACGUUUUGAAAGCUUUUCAUUUGAAAGUAAGAAAAAUAUUGGGAAGAACUUUAUUGAGAAGAACGUUUGAAUAAAUUGAACAUCCAAUUUAAUAAUUAUUGAGACAUAUUAAAUAUUGCUAAAUAUGCAUAUUUGCAAGCGUAUAUUACAUGUUAACUUGCUAUUGAAUUCAUUCGAAUAAUACAAAAUUACCAAAUUUAAUUGUUAAACGAAGAGAAGAAAAUGAGAAAUUAUGAAUCUUAACAUAAACUACUAAAGAGCACAAUCCACAUUUCGUUGGAUUCGUGUGCUUAGAUAAAAGACAAUAUAAAAAGAAAAAUAAUCUUCAACUAAUAUACUAAAUGUUUAUAAUGCAAACGAUGGUUAUUAAUAUACAUAUAUACAUACGUAUAUAUGUACUUAUUUCAAAAUAAUUAUAUAUGAGCAAAUGUUACAUACCAAAGCAUACACAAAGGCUAUUACACACAAAUUAAAAGUAUAUUAUAUGCCCACAAAUAUUAUUAUACAGUACUUAUAUUAGUAGUUAAUGUUUAUACCCACAUAGAAACAUACUCGUCUAACCGAUAAAGGCAAACUAUUCAACUAACUACCGAAGGGCCUCAUACCAACUGCGAACUAAGCAAUGUUACAUUAAGAUUAAUGAACAAAAUACGAUAGCAGAACAUGAGGACUUUUAAAAGGAUGCUUCGAGGCAAUAGAACACAUUUAUAUGGCUACUUACACAUAUGUAUAUGUGACACCGAAUUGUUUAUGGAUUAAACGCACAGAGGCAGGCAAAUUUUCUAUUAUAUUGACAACUCGUGAAUGUUGAAGGCAACAACGAAAAUAUUAUAAAAUGCAUAUGUAUAUGCGAAGAAGCUUAUUGCAGUAUUAACUGAAGAGUAUGCUUUAGCAGUAAUUGUUUUAUUCAUUUUGUUACGCACACGUUUAAGCAUUAUUUUUAACAAUAGAUAAAUAUUUAGAUUGAUUUUGUUGUUACAUAUCGCGAAAAUAGUUAAACCAACUUUUAGCUUCGGUUUUAUGUCCAAAACUUUUAGAAAUAUGUAUUUUAGUGUUGGUUUUGGCGACCUUUCCCGUUUUAAAUUAUUUUGUUGGCAACCAAUAAAAUAAUUAAAACAUGUAUUUUAAAUAAAAAAAAAUAGCAGUUAAAUUAUUUAGUGAACAGAUAUACAAUUGAAGCGAUAGACAUAUUUUAGCCAAGCCCUUUUUAAACUAAGCUUUACAAUUCAAACCGAUUUCCACUCAUUAAAACUGUCAAAUUUUAGUAGUGUUUUACAAAAGCGAACAGUUCUUGGAAUACAUAUUACGAAUUUAAUAAUAACGUUUACAAAGGGUUCUUGUUAAUUUUAAAAACAUUUACGAAUAACUCUGAGCUUUAUUUGUUCUCAUAGUUAUGCACCAAAGCUAACAUAAAUUUAAUCAUUUUUACAUAUAUGUAUACACAAUUGGCUACAUGUACUUCGCAACAUUCGUAGCCCCCAACAUCAUCAUUUGAAUCAACUUAAAUACCUAAUAUAACAUCAACUGGCACAUAUUAAAUCAUACUCAAUUGUUUUUAGAAACAUGUAUUUACACAAUGACAAAUGUAGACCAGAAGGUAAACAUACACAGACACAGAGUCAUACCUAUACGCAUAAAGGCUUUACCCAUUCACGUAUCGUGCUAACAUACAUAUGUAUAUCACACAAGAUAAUAUCAUGAAGCGCAUAAUGAAUGAAACCAAUGCUGAAAUAUUACAAGAUUACACAAGAAACACAAAAGUAAACGAAAACACAAACAAAAAUAUUAAAUAAAUAAUAAAAAAAGAACAUAUAUUAUAAAAUAUAUGCAUAAUUCUUAUACAUACUACAUAUUGUUGCAAAAUAAUAUACAAACAAAUACUCGUAUUAUUGUGAAAGUAUAGUAAAGAAGUAUCUACAUAUAUACACGCGUACUUAUAUACCUAUUAUAUACUUGUAUGUUGUCUGUAAUUGCAUAUGAAAAUCGAAAUUUUGAAAAUGAAAAUUUAUAUGAAUUGAAUUAUACUUGCUCAUUAAGCAUCUACAAAUACAUUAAUAACAUUUAAAUAACAAUCAAAUUUAUUGGGAAUCUAUAUGUACAAGCAUUAUUCAUAAAUAUUCAUUAUUCAUUCCAUAUAUACUUUCCAACUGUUCCAACGGCAAUACAGCAACUACAGAAACCCAAGUAACAAUAAACGAGUUGAUGAUUGAUUCAAA
Drosophila montana is the source of this 8112-nucleotide messenger RNA. RefSeq names its product synapsin (gene Syn). Gene Ontology annotation, molecular function: ATP binding. The record is from RefSeq and is a predicted model, not a curated record. Gene Ontology annotation, biological process: neurotransmitter secretion. Lineage: Eukaryota; Metazoa; Arthropoda; Insecta; Diptera; Drosophilidae. Gene Ontology annotation, cellular component: synaptic vesicle; synaptic vesicle membrane. The transcript is spliced from 11 exons.